AUACUUUUUUCAUAUGUAUAUAUACAGAGAUCUGUUUACAUCUCAUUGAAAAUAUAUUUUAUCGACGCCACAAAGUCACCGGGAACCAUGAAUAUAUCGAAUGUUUAGAAAAACGGCCGUAGUCGGGCGACAGUGUUUACAGGAUAUCUUUUUUCUAUGCCAUGUGAUUAUCGCUCUCAAGGACUUCUCAAGUUUCUUUUUCUGUUUAGCGACCAAGACGCGCUCUUUUAUGCGUCGAAGCCGCUGACACUGCUUGCCUUGGUUUAGUCUUGCACGAGCAAGUGACGAAUUCAUUGUAGGUACAUAAUCUGCAUUGUGAUAGUUAUACUAAUAUGGGAGCUAUUGAACAAUAAGACGUGAAAGAUAGCUUUCUGUGUUUAUGGAAUGUUUAUACAUAUCAAGGCAGAGUAUGCAGGCACAGAAUUACAAUAUUGAAAGAACUAUGAAGGAUGCUGAAAUAUCUUUGCUUUCUAUGGAAUCUUCUAAACCCAUUUUUGUUGAGGAUCUGAAAAUAUUAAAAGAAGAAAUUAUUGCAAACCAAACUACAUUGCACAAUACACAACCUAUAUACCGGAAUUUACCUAAUAUCUUAAGAAAUAAUAACACAAAAAUAUAUAAAAAUAAUAAAGCGCUUAUGUUAGAUAACAUUGAUACUGGCUUUAUAACAAAAGAUAUAAAUACUUCUUUUGAGUUAAAUACAAUAUUAUCUAGCAUUGAUUUAGAAAUGGAAGCCAGUUAUAAUAAAAUUGCAUCAUCAAAAUCACAUCAUCAAAGGAAACAAGUACACAAUCCACUGGAUCUGUCAUAUGAUAUGCCUGAUUGGAAUAAUAAUAAAGAUAAAAGCAUAUUACAAAAAGUUAAUCAAUUAAAUACAUUGUAUAUUCCACUAAACUAUAAAAAUAAUGCAUCAUUAAAGAAAUUAAAAAGUAAUAAGCAAAAAGGAAAUUUGUGUAACAAGGAAUCAAGAAGAUUAAUAGGUCAUAAAUCUAGUUGCAAAACAAAAAAAAAGUUGUAUAAGAAAUUAGAUUUUGAUACUGGAUUAACUAUUUCACAAGUAAAUAUGAAAGAAAACAUUGCAGUGCAAGAUGUUAAUAAUUUAUCCAGUAACAUUAUACUUACUCAAUCUAUCUGUGAACCAAAUACUUCAAAAUAUGUAAACGAUUUAAAUGAUAUUGAAGCAAAAUCAGUGGAAUCGUCUAAUAUUUUUUACUGUAACAACGAGAAUUAUAAUUUGGAAAAAAAAUAUAACACAACUCGUAAUCCUAUUAUUUCUGGUAAUUCAACAGAUUUCGAUAUAAUGCAGAAUGAAAAUGUUUUCCAAACAAAUCUUAUAAAUUAUGAGUUUCCAAUAAUGGUAAAUGAUUUAAAAGAAGAGUUGAUAGAUAGAGACAAUGCUUCAAAUUUCUUAUUGAAACCUAAAGUAUUGUAUACUUGUACUUGCGCAAAUUGUAUGUCACAUGACAAAGAUAUUAUGUUUUAUGAAGAGCCAGUUUCAACCUCUAUAGAUAGUGAUAAAGAAACAGAACUUUUUACAUAUGAUUUUUAUACUGGUGAUUAUUAUCGUGAUAUACUUGGUGAUAUUUGGUUAGAAGAAUUAGAUAAGAAAAAUCUUUGUUAUGAAAAGCUUGAAGAGUCACAUAUUAUAAAGAAAAAUGUAUGUACUAGCAAUGAUAACAUAGCAGAUCUAAUUGAAAACAAUGCAAAUGUUUCAUCAAUGGAACAAAAUAAAUCACAAAAUUUACAAUCUUAUCAUAUUGGUAAAGUACAAGAUGUACAUGUAGAAUCGUAUUCAGAACUUGUUACACAUCCUAAUGGACCAAUACAUUUCUUUGAAUCUUUAGAAAACAUAAACAUUUUUGAUGAAAUGGAUUAUCUGAAUUUAGAAAACAAUUUAACGAAAGAAAGCAAAAUAAUUUCUCAAAAUGAAUCACUUAUUCAAACUGCAUUCUCAGCUGAUGUAUCUAUGUCCAAAUCCAAAGAAAUGUUAUAUGAAAACAAAGAAGAUUUAUAUGUUAUUCAAUGUGCUCAAUGUGGAAGAAUAUUUAAUGAAAAGCAUCAGUUCAGAAAACAUUUUACUCGCUGUAACUUUUACAAAGAGGAUUUCAAGUGUCAUAUUUGCAAUAAAAUAUAUAGACAUAAAUCAUCAUUAGCUCAGCAUCUGAGGCUUGUGCAUCAUAUAUUAGAUAAUUCUCAUGAAAAAUACUAUACUUGUAACAAGUGUUCAAAAUCAUAUGUUAGAUUUCGUGCUUUUCAAAGACACAUACUUCUUCAUGAUGAUUAAUAAGUGUGCAAUAUAAAACAUUAACGAUAAUUGAUUUCUAAUAUAACAUCUUUCUCUGUGGAGUGAUACAUUUUACACAAGUUAUGAAAAUCGCUCUUGAACAUCACAAAAAUACACAUUGGAAUUAUUCAUUCAGAAUAUUUAAAAUAAUUCCAGAUUUUUAUUAACAAUUUUAUAUUUUGAUAAAUUAGUACGUUUUAUAUUCAUAUUUAAUUUUUUUAUUAUUUUUGUUAUUUGGAAAUGUUUUUGUUUUUGUUUUCUUAAUAAUAUAACAUUUUUUGUUUAUAAAGUUUAUAUAUUAUAGCGUGCUUCUUUAUUUCUUAUGCAUCGCAGAUUCUUUGCUGAAAUAAAGUUUUAAGGAUAUAAUUAUAUAGCAGUGCUUUAUUAUUUAAUUAAUUUUGAAUAGACUAUUUUAAUAAAAUUUUGACUUAAAGCUAAGAGAGAGAGAGAGAGAGAGUAAAAAUAUAUUUAAUAUCAUAAAAUUAAAAUAGUUACAUAAAAAAAAGGAGAGAUAAACGAAAAUAAGACUUAGUUAUCCAAGAAAAAAAUGAAUUUUUAGAUUUCUCAAAGAAUAUGCGACUAAAAAGAAAUAAAUAAUGGUAAAUCAUAAUUAAUAUAAAACGGAAAAUAUUUUUAUUUAUAUUUGUUUUAUAAGAGAUUUAAAAAAUAUAAGUUGAGCAUAGCAGUUGAGUUGUGUAUAGCAUACUAAUAUUUUACUUAUAUUGAUUAGUAUUAUUUUGUUCCUUUUUGUGUUCUUUUUACUUAUUGAGAUAUAUCACCACAGUUUGAUAUACAUACUUUGAAUUUCUUUUCAUGAAGAAAUAUUAUAUAAUUGUAAGUUUAAAAUGUUUCUUUAUAUGUGUUCUUUUUAUUCGGGAUAUAUCAUUGAAAUAUAUUCUUUUCAUGAGGAAAGAUCAUAUAAUUGUAAGUGUAAAAAAGUUCCUUUAUAUGUAUUAUUUUUACUCAUUGAGAUAUAUCAUCAUAGUCUGAUAUAAAUAUUUUGACAUUCUGUUCAUAAGAGAAGAUUAUACAUAUACUUGUAAGACUAAAAAAUUUGGCGGUUUAUUUUAGAAACAAUCUGCCAUGUUAGUUUUUCUUUUAAUAUGUAUAAAUAAAUAACUAAUAUAAGUACAUACCAGUAUAAUAUAAGUAUAUACCAGUAUAUAUAGUAUUUUUUGUAUUUUUAUAUAUUCUAAUAAUUUAUCAGUAUUUGAUACACAUACAAUACAUUUAAUAAUAUAUAUAGUACAGC
Messenger RNA from Cataglyphis hispanica, 3533 nucleotides. RefSeq lists its product as uncharacterized. Gene Ontology annotation, biological process: regulation of DNA-templated transcription. The transcript is spliced from 4 exons. Gene Ontology annotation, molecular function: RNA polymerase II cis-regulatory region sequence-specific DNA binding; DNA-binding transcription factor activity, RNA polymerase II-specific. Lineage: Eukaryota; Metazoa; Arthropoda; Insecta; Hymenoptera; Formicidae. The record is from RefSeq and is a predicted model, not a curated record. Bases 380 to 2281 code for a protein of 633 amino acids.